AUGGGUAAUAUCAUGUCCGCAAGUUUUGCCCCAGAGUGCACUCCUCUGAAAGAAGAGUAUGACAAGUGUUUCAAUCAUUGGUACAGUGAAAAAUUCCUCAAAGGCCAGUCCAGGGAAAAUGAAUGCGCAGAGCAGUGGUAUACAUACAUGGAGUGUGUCGAUAAACAUCUCAUAAAACAGGGUAUUAAGCCUGCGCUUGAGGAGGCCCGCAAAGAGGCUCCGUUCGAGAAAGAGGGUAAUACUUCGGAAAAGUGA
Molecule: messenger RNA, 255 nt
Organism: Eremothecium sinecaudum
Lineage: Eukaryota; Fungi; Ascomycota; Saccharomycetes; Saccharomycetales; Saccharomycetaceae
Gene: MDM35
Product: Mdm35p
Exons: 1
Coding region: 1-255 (84 amino acids)
Source: RefSeq, a predicted model, not a curated record